Messenger RNA from Geodia barretti, 203 nucleotides. The record is from the annotation of a GenBank genome assembly. Lineage: Eukaryota; Metazoa; Porifera; Demospongiae; Tetractinellida; Geodiidae.
AGCAACCAAGAGGAGAGGAGUCCAGGGAGCCCAUGGCUGUGUUCCCCCAGGGAGAUAAUGGACGGCCUCUGCUGGUCGGAGGCCGAGGGAACCACCCUCAGAGAAGAAGUGCCAUCAGGCUCCAGACUACUCUCUGCACCAGACAUUAUAACUACACUUUAGACCUACGUCUUGUCUUGUUGUAGUGUUCAAAUGAAGCAAAC